AUGAAAUUAGCUAAAUUAUUUUACUUCGUCGCCUUCCUCAUAACCAUUAAGGUUUUCGUUCCAGGAUUGAACAAUGAUGGAUUAGUUCAAGCAAAGAGCGCUUCAGCUGACUCCAAGUCAUUAAAAAAGCUUGACAAUGAUAUGCUAAAAAAACAAAGAAACCAAAAAAUUAUGAUCAUAUCCACUAUUGCAACUAGUUUAGCUAUACUCCUUGGUGGUGCCUUAGGAGGAUACAGCUACUACAAACAAAAAAAGACCAAGAAACCUAAUACCCCAAUUAUUACAAACAGACCCAUGGGAAAAGGAGAAACUAGAAACUUAAGCAGAUCACAAGAAGAUAUCUCGAAGAUCCCACCUUCAUCCGGCCCCUCCAAAAAUUAC
Messenger RNA from Plasmodium cynomolgi strain B, 381 nucleotides. Its product is annotated as early transcribed membrane protein. NCBI's taxonomy places the organism in Eukaryota, Apicomplexa, Aconoidasida, Haemosporida, Plasmodiidae. The annotation marks the transcript as partial. The transcript has a single exon. The record is from RefSeq and is a predicted model, not a curated record.